GAUUAUCAUUGUCGGGAAAUAUAUUUGGGACUGCCUCGCCUCCAUUUCUCUUUCAUACUGCUCUCUCUGUGUUUUCCUUUACCUUCCUUCUUGCUUCUAUCUUUCCUCUUUGAUUGUUUCUAAAAGCCCAAAAAAAACCCAUCUUUCUUAUCUUUUCUUUGAUCCUCGAGAACCAACAGAAUGCUGAAACUAACCAAACCCGUAUAACAAUUCAUCUUCUACCAAAUGGGUUCUUCCAGAACCUGAUUUUACCCCUUAUUUAUCUAUCUGUCUCCUCUUUCUCUCUCUAGGAAUUGUUUUUCAGAGAUGGGUGUUGUGUUGGAGUUGUGGGUUAUCUUCAUUUUCCUUCUUGUGUUCUCUUCACAAGUUCAGGUUUCGAAUUCCCAAAACCUGACUUGCAAUUCGAACGAUCUCAAGGCACUAGAGAGUUUCUUGGUUGGGUUAGAUUCAGGGACUUUUAAUGAUUGGGGAAGCUCAAAUUCAACUUCUACAAACUCUAAUUGCUGUAAUUGGUUAGGAAUCACCUGCAAUUCUUCUGCUUCUCUUGGUUUUCUCAACGAUUCUAUCGAUUCUGGUAGGGUUGUGAAAUUGGAUCUCUCACGGAAGAGAUUGACGGGCAAACUCAACGAAACUACUUUCACUGGUUUAGACCAACUCAGAACCCUAAACCUCUCAAACAAUUUCCUCCGAGGCUCUCUUCCUCCAUCUCUGUUUCAAAUGCCGCAUCUACAAGUCAUCGACCUCAGCAAAAACGGUUUCUCUGGUUCAAUUCCGAUGAAUUUCAACCUCCCUUUUCUCGAGAUCUUCGACAUUUCUUAUAAUUCAUUCAAAAGCUCGGUUCCUGUGAAGAUUUGUAUAAAUUCGACUCGAAUUCGGGUCAUUGAUUUUGUUGUGAAUUACUUCCUUGGUGGAAUUCCAUCUGGGUUUGGGAAUUGCAGCUCCUUAGAACACCUCUGUCUCGGUGAAAAUUUUCUCACCGGACAUAUACCGGAGGAUAUUUUCUUGCUACCGAGAUUGAAUCAGUUGGGUCUUCAGGAUAAUCAGUUUACGGGUCAGCUCAGCACUGGAAUUGGUAAUCUCUCUGAUCUUGUUCGUUUGGAUAUAUCAUUGAAUUCGUUUUCAGGGCCUAUUCCUGAUGUUUUUAAUAGCUUUACAAAGUUACAAGAAUUUUAUGCUCAAUCCAAUAAUUUUUCUGGUGGAAUUCCCAAUUCUCUGGCGAAUUCUAGGACUAUCACUUCACUUGUUUUGAGAAACAAUUCUCUGAAUGGUGUAAUUGAUCUGAAUUGUUCCAAAAUGAUCAGUCUGAUUUCGCUCGAUUUAGCCACUAAUCAGUUCAUCGGGCCAGUUCCCAAUAAUCUCCCACUCUGUCCGCACCUGAAAACAAUUAAUCUUGCGCGAAACAACUUCACUGGCCAAAUCCCAGAAAGCUUUAGGAAUUUUCGUGGCCUGUCUUCAUUUUCCAUAUCGAAUUCGAGCAUUUUUAACCUCUCAGCUGCCCUUGAUAUCUUGCAGCAUUGCCAGAACUUGACUACUUUGGUUCUUACCUUGAACUUUCAUGAUGAACAAUUGCUUUCCUAUCCUAGACUAGGGUUUAAAAAUCUGAAGGCUCUCAUUAUUGCCAAUUGCAGACUCACUGGUGUGUUUCCCCAGUGGUUGAGUGGGUUAACAAAUUUGCAGUUGUUGGAUUUAUCAUGGAAUCGAUUGGAUGGAACAAUUCCGCCAUGGUUGGGUAAUUUUGAGUUUUUGUUUUACAUUGACUUGUCGAGCAACUCUUUUACCGGAGAGAUACCGAAGAACCUGACUGGAUUAGGGAGCCUCAUCUCCGGGGAUGUCUCACUGGAAGACCCUUCUCUGGAUUUCUCAUUCCCAUUUUUUGUGAAACGAAACAUUAGCGGAAGAGGGUUGCAGUACAAUCAAAUUCGGAGCUUUCCACCAAAAAUUGACCUCAGCAAUAACUUUCUCACCGGACCCAUCUGGCCCGAGUUUGGGAACCUGAAAGGGUUGCAUUGGUUGGACUUGAAAUGCAACAAUUUAUCUGGAAGUAUUCCUGUGAAUUUGUCGGGAAUGACUAGCAUAGAGACUUUGGAUUUGUCCCAUAAUGGUCUCUCUGGAACUAUACCUCUUUCAUUGGUAAAUCUUAGCUUUCUGUCGAAGUUCAAUGUUGCUUACAAUCAACUGUAUGGGGCAAUCCCUACUGGAGGGCAGUUUCCAACUUUUCCAAACUCAAGCUUUGAAGAGAACCUAGGUCUAUGUGGUGAACUUUAUUCCCCGUGUCCGAUUAGCAAUCAAGUUCCUCAAGUAGUGUCUCCUAGCAAGUCGAUGUGGGGAGAGAUUAUUAUCAAAAUGUCGUUUGGGAUUGGAUUUUCGACUGGAUUUGGGACAACUUUUGCUGUUAUGUUCUUGUGUGUUCUAAACAAAUUAACAUUUUACAAAAUUUGACCUACGAAGAGGUCCCAUGAUAUAUGUACAUAUGCAUACAUAUAAAAGAAGGAAUCAUAUUCUGGUGAACGAACAAUUGAUAUGAUGAUUGAAAUA
Camellia sinensis is the source of this 2535-nucleotide messenger RNA. The record is from RefSeq and is a predicted model, not a curated record. Lineage: Eukaryota; Viridiplantae; Streptophyta; Magnoliopsida; Ericales; Theaceae.